CCUUUAAGUGCUGCUUCACAACAAGCUGCCAGGACGAUGAAAAACCAAAUUCUCGAGUAGGAAAGCGAAGGACUUCAAUCUCUUGCAAAUAAAUCAUGUGUGAAAGGAAGCCACGGUGAGAAAAUGGCUUCUCGCAAGUCGAAGACUGGCAACAAGAUAAAUGUUACAAAGGCAGCAGAGGAAUCCAGUCCAGUGGAUGAUUAUGUCACACCUGGGGGCUAUGAGCUGGAGAAAAUCCUCAACCGUGGGAGUGUGGCUUACACUCACGUCAACGAGGUCUGGCCUAAUGUCUACAUUGGGGACGAGGACACUGCAAAGGACAGGUACAACCUGCAGAGGAUGGGGAUCACACACAUCCUGAACGCUGCAGAGGGGACGUGGAACAACGUGGACACCGGAGCCGAUUACUACAGCGACAUGGACGUCGUCUACCACGGCGUGGUCGCAGAGGACGUUCCGAGUUUUAACCUCAGGCAGCAUUUCUACUCCGCCGGUGAAUUCAUUCAGAAGACGCUCAGCAACCCUCAGAAUAAACUGCUGGUGCACUGCGUGAUGGGAAGGAGCAGAUCGGCCACACUUUUCCUGGCAUACCUCAUGAUCUACGAGGACAUGACGGUGGUCGAGGCCAUUGAGCAAGUAAAGACACGCCGGCGGAUCAUCCCCAACUGGGGCUUCCUCAAACAGCUGAGAGAACUGGACCAGGAGCUCCAGGAGAAAAGGAAGGGUGGUGCCACGGAGAGCUGAUGGGACUGUUUUCAGGAAACACUUAAGCGAAGUGUCCAGUUGUUCAGAACCGAAUGAGUCAACUCAUUGGAGUAAAGGCAAAACAAGCCUGGAGUCAGUGAACACGAGUCUAUCCCAGCACCAGGUGUUGAGUCAAGCUAUCCGUCUGCCAAAGCAGCGACUGAUGAAUGGAGUUCUUCUCCAAUACCGCACAUUUUCACCGCCUCAACAGUCUCAAAGUGCUUCACAGGAUCAGACACACAUUCAAGCACACACUCAGUGAUGGAGGCUUCCAUGCAAGGCGGUCACUUUGACUCAUAGCAGCGAACGUGUGACUGAGAACUCCACCCUCGUCACCGAAGACCACGAUUCAAUUAUAAUGUGGGAAUUAAACAUUGCUUUUAAGUCAAGAUACAAGUGUCCAGCAACAUUUGAACACGUCAAUGUGACUAAUUAUUGAAUAUGCAUGGCAAUGAAAGGCCGAUCCAUCAAUGUCAAAUUCAAGAUUUGCUGUUUUGGGGUUUUUAACAGCGUGUUUGUUCCUUUGAUUUGAGGUUUUGGAUCAAGUCGAGUUUUCGUUGGGUGAAACCUCAGCGUAGUUUCAGAACAACCAAAUAGAAGUAAAGUUUCCUUUUGGUGUAUUGUUUUUUUUUUAUUUGAAAAAUACUUUCCUUCUGCAGAGAAAAUAGCUACACAGUUCACCACAAGCUUUCGUAAUCGAGCGCGGCGUUCUUCGACGAGCGAAUGUUUCAAAUUAAAGGAGAACAAUCAAGUACAUGGUCAAUCAUAAUUUAUUCUUAUGCUAAAAUGUACAGCAUUUUAAGUGACUGACAAAAGGAGAAAAGUCAUAAAUACAAGAAUGUCAUUCUGUCCGAUUUGUGUGCACAUAGCCAGGUAUUUCC
This is a messenger RNA of Salarias fasciatus (jewelled blenny), 1625 nucleotides long. RefSeq names its product dual specificity phosphatase 29 (gene dusp29). Gene Ontology annotation, biological process: negative regulation of MAPK cascade; protein dephosphorylation. The record is from RefSeq and is a predicted model, not a curated record. Gene Ontology annotation, molecular function: protein tyrosine/serine/threonine phosphatase activity; MAP kinase phosphatase activity. Gene Ontology annotation, cellular component: cytoplasm. Lineage: Eukaryota; Metazoa; Chordata; Actinopteri; Blenniiformes; Blenniidae. The transcript is spliced from 4 exons. Bases 124 to 744 code for a protein of 206 amino acids.